This is a messenger RNA of Phascolarctos cinereus (koala), 3840 nucleotides long. It is a transcript of the gene RORB, whose product is annotated as RAR related orphan receptor B. Gene Ontology annotation, molecular function: RNA polymerase II cis-regulatory region sequence-specific DNA binding; nuclear receptor activity; melatonin receptor activity. Lineage: Eukaryota; Metazoa; Chordata; Mammalia; Diprotodontia; Phascolarctidae. Gene Ontology annotation, cellular component: nucleus. Gene Ontology annotation, biological process: regulation of transcription by RNA polymerase II. The record is from RefSeq and is a predicted model, not a curated record.
CCAUCUCCUCUCCUCCUCCUCUCUCUCUCUUUCUCUUUCUCUCUCUCCCUCUCUCCCUCCCUCCCUGAGCGUCCCUGUAACUGAACAGUGAAAAUUCACAUUGUGGAUCCGCUAACAGGCGCAGAUGUCAUGUGAAAACGCACAUGUUCUGCCAUCCACACAGCCUUCCUUUCUUUCCUACCCCCCUCCUUUUUUGCUCCUUUCCCCUCUUCUUUGUAACUAACCAAACCACCAUCAACUCCUCCUCCUUCUCCUCCUCCUCCUCCUCAGUCCAAGUGAUCACAAAAGAAAUCUUCUGAAACGGUGGUGGCAUUUUUUUUUAAAGCAAGUACAUUGGAGAGAAAGACAACAAAACAAAACAAACCCAGGCACCAAUCAGACAACAUAUUUUCACCCUUCCUGAAAACAACAACAAACAACAACAAAACCCACCUGACCAAAUAGUCACCACUACCACCAUCAUUAUCAUCAUCAUCACCAUUAUCAUCAAAACCAGUUAAGACAGCAGAGGCCUCGAUAGCCGCUCAGCAGCCAACACCAACAACUGGCAACAAUAACAGCCUGGGAGGGAUGGUUUUCUCGGCAGAACAGAUCUUCGGCUGCAGCCUCCACUCGUGCUGAGAGGGGAUUUUUGUGCUUUCCGAGGUGCGGGCUGGGAGCAGCUUCAUGACUGCGCGGAGUGAGCGAUCAGCAGCACCAUGCGAGCACAAAUUGAAGUGAUACCAUGCAAAAUUUGUGGCGAUAAGUCCUCUGGAAUCCACUACGGAGUCAUCACAUGUGAAGGCUGCAAGGGAUUCUUUCGAAGGAGCCAGCAGAACAAUGCUUCUUACUCCUGCCCAAGGCAGAGAAACUGUUUAAUUGACAGAACGAACAGAAACCGGUGCCAACAUUGCCGGCUACAGAAGUGUCUUGCCCUAGGAAUGUCUCGAGAUGCUGUCAAAUUUGGGAGGAUGUCCAAGAAGCAGAGGGACAGCCUGUAUGCAGAAGUGCAGAAGCACCAGCAACGGCUUCAGGAGCAGCGGCAGCAGCAGAACGGGGAGGCAGAGGCCCUUGCCAGGGUCUAUAGCAGCAGCAUCAGCAAUGGCCUGAACAACUUGAACAACGAGACAGGUGGCACCUAUUCCAAUGGGCAUGUCAUUGACCUGCCAAAGUCCGAGGGCUACUAUAACGUGGAUUCGGGCCAGCCUUCCCCAGAUCAAUCAGGACUGGAUAUGACUGGAAUCAAACAGAUAAAGCAAGAACCUAUCUAUGACCUCACUUCUGUACCCAACUUGUUUACCUAUAGCUCUUUCAACAAUGGGCAAUUAGCACCAGGGAUAACCAUGACUGAAAUAGAUCGAAUUGCACAGAACAUCAUUAAGUCCCAUUUGGAGACAUGUCAAUACACCAUGGAGGAGCUUCACCAGCUAGCCUGGCAGACUCACACGUAUGAAGAAAUUAAGGCGUAUCAGAGCAAGACCAGAGAGGCAUUGUGGCAACAGUGUGCUGUUCAGAUCACUCACGCAAUCCAAUAUGUGGUGGAGUUUGCGAAGAGGAUCACAGGUUUCAUGGAGCUCUGUCAAAAUGAUCAGAUUCUACUCCUGAAGUCAGGUUGCUUGGAAGUGGUUUUAGUGAGAAUGUGUCGUGCCUUCAACCCACUAAACAACACUGUUCUGUUUGAAGGAAAGUACGGAGGAAUGCAAAUGUUCAAAGCCUUAGGUUCUGAUGACCUGGUGAAUGAAGCAUUUGACUUUGCAAAGAAUUUGUGUUCCUUGCAGCUGACCGAGGAAGAGAUUGCCUUGUUCUCAUCUGCUGUGCUGAUAUCUCCAGACCGAGCCUGGCUGAUAGAACCUCGGAAAGUCCAGAAGCUUCAGGAGAAGAUUUAUUUCGCCCUUCAGCAUGUGAUUCAGAAGAAUCACCUCGAUGAUGAGACAUUGGCAAAGUUAAUAGCCAAGAUACCAACUAUCACCGCAGUUUGCAACUUGCACGGAGAGAAACUGCAGGUAUUUAAGCAAUCUCAUCCCGAUAUAGUGAACACACUGUUUCCUCCAUUAUAUAAGGAGCUUUUCAACCCUGACUGUACCACAGUCUGCAAAUGAAGGGGAGCACAGAGCUGUCAUGUGGUUCUGGAAUGCAUCACUCUUAAGGCAAAAGCAAUGCGCUCAAGAAGACUUAUGAAAAAUGUCACUACUGCAACACUAGGAAUGUCCUGCACUUAAUAGAAUUAUUUUUCACCGCUACAGUUUGAAGAAUGUAAAUAUGCACCUGAGUGGGGCUCUUUUUUUUUUUUUGGAACUGACCAUAAAUAUACAAAUAUAGGACACUGGGUGUUAUCUUUUUUUAAUUUUAUUGGGGUAUGUUUUGGGAGACAACUGUUCAUAGAAUUUUAUUGUAGAUAAAAAAAAAUGAGAACAGAGCGGUACCUUACAUUAUUACUCUUGCUGUUUAUUGUUCAGAUAUAAUUUAAGAAAAUUCCACUUAUUAGACUUACCUAUUUCUAUGUUUUUAGAUAGUUACUUGCAUGUGGAAAUUUGUAGCUGUCUUGAAAAGUACUGUGUAUGUAUGUAAUAAGUAUAUAAUAUGUGAAUAUAUUAUAUAUGACUAUUACUUAUACAUGCACAUAUACUGUGGCUUAAAAUCCCAUGCCUACUUGCAAAGGAUGUUCAGUCAGGCUUUCUUGUAUUAUUUACCCUCUGUGUAACGUGUUAGCUUUAUGUUGGGUAAUCUGGAUUUUUGCUUUGCCAACCAGAGUUUAGCCAUCCAUAGCCAAUGGCAGGAUGGCAUCAAUGUUCUGAAAAUGUACAAAAAGUAGUGGAUGCAAUAGACAGCCUCUACCCUAACAGCUCUAUUUGUAGCCAUGAUACAAAAGCCUUGUCUGGAGGGUUCAAAUGGAAAGUAUAAUUUUUUUUUCCUGUUCUAAGAAUCAGGCAACAGGCAAUAUUAUGGGAACUUGUGGCUGGAAAAGUUUUUGACCCAACACAAUAAAUAUUGGAUAUUUCCCACUAGAAAACGCAACUUUUUUUUCUUUUUUCCCAUAUCUCUAAUUACAAAAGGGAUUUCUCCUCAAAGCAAAUUAUAGCAUCAAAUGAGAAAUAUAGGCUAUGAAUAGCGAUCACCAGCAAACUCAGACUCAUUUUAAAAAACAAAGUGAUGCGACCAAUGGAAAUACAGGGGUAUUGGUGCCAUUUUAUGCAAAUAUUUAGUUCUAGGAACUAUUCAGAAGAAGUAAAAGUAGCAUGAAUGAGUACCAGGCAAAGAAUCAGCUAUUGGGGUUUACUGUUUUCAGAUAUAAAAGACAGCUGCAAUAAACCUAAAUUUUCAUAUAUGUACCCUCUACAUUUCUGGGGGCUUCACUCUAUCUCUGCCUCUAUUUCUCUCUCUCAGUCUGUUUCUGUCUCUCAGUCUUUCUCUGUCUCUGCCUCUAUCUCUUUAAAACCUUCAGAUCGCAAAACUGGAGCAGUAACUGACUUGCUAUGAAAGAGUCUUAAAAGACAUCAUAUUUUAGAAUUAGACUGUAUUAAAAAACUAAGCCACUGAAGUAGUAUCACUUGUUCAGCCUUUUAAAGACAUGAGAAGUGUAUUUCAGAAUACACAAAGUCAGCCUAUGAAGAUAUACAUGUAUGGACAUAUAUAUGACUGUCACUUAGGCUGACUAAAUACCAAGUGAGUCUUCCAUGCCUGUUCUAUGCUGGAUGAUCUCCUGGAAGAUCAGGAGAAGGGAGACUUAGUGUAUAGAAUAAUGAAAGUUAUACCAUCCUUUUGUAAAUGAACAGAAGCCACCAUUUCAUUAAAAUAUGGCCUUUUCUCCUGGGAGGGGAGGGGCCCACAGCAGAGGGAAUAAAGCCUGUGUCUUUUAGAUAG